AUGGUGCUCGGCCGCCUCACCCACUACGCCUUUGACGCCGUCCUCUUCUCCGCCUUUCUCGCCGGCGUAAAGCGAUCAACAGGCCUUACCAAGGAACGCAAACUAAUCACAACCCAGCNNCCCAGUAUCAACGAAGACAAAAUCACCGACAAUGAGACUGCCAAAUCGUGGAUCACGAGGUACCUUGCCAUUGGCGAGAUUGUCAUGGAUCAGAGUGUUGCCGUCAUGAGCUCGAGUGGUUGGUUCGAGCGCAAGCGAUAG
Molecule: messenger RNA, 261 nt
Organism: Aureobasidium vineae
Lineage: Eukaryota; Fungi; Ascomycota; Dothideomycetes; Dothideales; Saccotheciaceae
Source: the annotation of a GenBank genome assembly